AUGGGGCUGCGGCUCCUGAGCGCGGCGUUGCUGCUCGUGGGCAGCUCGCUCCUGUGCUCAGAACUCUACUCGCUGUCGGAAAAGAGCGGGCGAGGACCUGCUCGGGAACAGGCCGGCAGCCCCCGGGAGCCCGGGACCCCCCUGAGCACGGGGAAGACUGAGUCCGCUCAGAGCUGGGUGGAGUCGGUCCCAAAGGGCAACUGUGGAAUAGCACCGCUUACGAAUGUGUUGAAAGGGUCUCGGAUUAUAGGGGGCACAGAAGCUCAAGUUGGCUCAUGGCCAUGGAUCGUUAGCCUGCAGAUUCAGUCUGGCAACACUCUUGUUCACAUAUGUGGAGGUAGCAUAGUAAAAGAAAGGUGGGUCCUCACAGCGGCUCACUGCAUUAAAGACUCUAGUGAUCCUUUGAUGUGGAGAGUUGUGAUCGGAACUAAUAAUAUAGGUGGGAAACAGACACACAACAAGAAGGUGAAAGUUAAAGCCAUCAUUAUCCAUCCAGACUUCAAUUUGCAAUCUUACUUCAGUGAUAUAGCUCUUUUUCAUUUAAAAAAAGCAGUGCGAUAUAAUGACUAUAUCCAGCCAAUUUGUCUGCCAUUUGAUGUCUUCCAAAACCUGAACCAAAGCACAAAGUGUUUUAUAAGUGGCUGGGGAAGAACAAAAGAAGAAGGUAAUGUUACAAAUACGUUACAGGUAGCAGAAGUGCAUUAUAUUUCUCGAAACAUUUGUAAUUCUGAGAAGAGUUAUGGGGGAAUAAUUCCUCACACUUCAUUCUGUGCAGGUGAUGAAGAAGGAUCUUUUGACACUUGUAGGGGUGAUAGUGGUGGACCAUUAAUGUGCUACUUACCAGAACAUAACCGAUUUUUUGUGAUGGGAAUAACCAGUUACGGACACGGCUGUGGUCGAAAAAAUUUCCCUGGCGUGUAUAGCGGGCCAUCCUUCCACCAGAAGUGGCUGACAGAUCACCUCAAGCUGGAGAGCAAUGGCAUAGCUGACAUACAUGUGCUGCUUGGACAGGUCCUCGUGUUCUUAGGUUCUGUUGUCUUACUAACUCCAUAA
This is a messenger RNA of Condylura cristata (star-nosed mole), 1053 nucleotides long. It is a transcript of the gene TMPRSS12, whose product is annotated as transmembrane (C-terminal) protease, serine 12. NCBI's taxonomy places the organism in Eukaryota, Metazoa, Chordata, Mammalia, Eulipotyphla, Talpidae. The record is from RefSeq and is a predicted model, not a curated record. The transcript is spliced from 5 exons. Gene Ontology annotation, molecular function: serine-type endopeptidase activity. The coding region runs from base 1 to 1053 and encodes 350 amino acids. Gene Ontology annotation, biological process: proteolysis; acrosome reaction.